AUGCUGAAUAGAUCCAACUUACUACAAAGACGAGCAUUUCAUUGCAGUCUCAGAGUCUAUGAAGAAUGGACCAAAGCUGGCCUUCGUCGCAUGAAGAAAAACGAUCUCAUCCAAUUAGCCAAAGCAAACCAUCUGAAUAUAUCCGGGACAAAGAAUGAUAUAAUUAUUCAAUUGUUGAGCCAUCAAACCGCCAAAAUCGUAGGUAGCACAACACCUACAUUGCAUAGCAUUCGUAAAGUCGUCGGCAAGUCAGAUGAAACGGCUGCUGCUCCUCUUCAAGAUACGGUGGAUGCAGACAAUGAGUGGAUGAAAGCAUUUGAAAUGAAGGUAGCUCAAAGAGGCAGUAGAAAGCCUAUGAGUGAGUCAAGGGAGCAUUUUACAGGUGGCCCCAAUACCAGCAAGCCACAUCCAUUCAACGAUGCAAUCAAAUCAACCAUUGUGAAGCCUAUAGCUGAGCAGGUCAAGUCGACAACACCACCAUCCACAACUGUAGCUUCGAUCAUUGAGAUGCUGAAAGAGACCAAAUCCAGGACAUCAUCAUCAUCAUCAUCAUCAUCACACCAACAACAACAACAACACACCAAGACAGCAAGCGAGUCAGUAGAGGAACUAGAGGGCAUGGACCCUGCGUGGGUGGAAGCAUUUGAUAUGAAGGUGGGAUCCAGAGGAGCUAGACACCGUUUGACAGACACAUUAUCACCCUCCACACCAACAUUAACAGCCCCUGUGGACGAACUGCCAUUCAUCGAGCUGGAUUCUUUUAAAAAGGAACAUCAUUUCUCUAAUCCCAAUGCGGAUAAACAGGAGCCUACAUCUUCCAGCAACGGCAACACUACUGCAGACCAGCCAAAGGGUAUCUGGAUCAACGCACUUGUCGGUACCGGCAUGCUGGCAUGGUACUUUGGCGGUGAAGAGGGCAUCUCGAAUGUCUGGCAUUUCUUGACAUCUUCCUCUUGA
This is a messenger RNA of Mucor velutinosus, 957 nucleotides long. RefSeq lists its product as uncharacterized. NCBI's taxonomy places the organism in Eukaryota, Fungi, Mucoromycota, Mucoromycetes, Mucorales, Mucoraceae. The transcript has a single exon. The record is from RefSeq and is a predicted model, not a curated record. Bases 1 to 957 code for a protein of 318 amino acids.